This is a messenger RNA of Pelobates cultripes (western spadefoot toad), 3628 nucleotides long. NCBI's taxonomy places the organism in Eukaryota, Metazoa, Chordata, Amphibia, Anura, Pelobatidae. The record is from the annotation of a GenBank genome assembly.
GGUAAUCAGCAUUUUGUCAAUAGGGUGGGAUCAGUAGGGGAGGGAAUAGACUGGGCUGCCUUUGGUAUAAAUAGGUUCCUCCACUGAGCCUCACACCACAGUUGGAUACCUACAGACCUUCUCAGGUAAGUCUCCCUCACUCAGUUUUACUCUGUUAUAAAUAAACUUCAGUUUCCAAAUCAAGGUACUCACAGCUAAUCAGAGUGGUUUUAAUGACAUUUUAACCCGUAGAAACAUCUUUUGUUAUAAGUUUUAUAUAUUUUUUUAUUUUCAUUUUAUGGACUAAAAAUGUAUAAGUGCAUUUGUGUACUUUAUAUAUGUUGUAUUAUCCACUUUUACUUUGUAUAAAUUAGUUGUUUUUUUUUUUAACCUUUCUUUACAUUGGUUGUAAACAUUGCAGUUAAUAAAAACUAUAAAGAAAGAAAGAAAAAUCUCAAAAUGUAAGGAAACUGUCAAGAAUUUUUUUCCCCCUCCGUAAAUUUUUAUUCAUCUAAAAGUAAUGGUUCUGCAAAUUGCAAUUAGAAUUACAGAUAAAGUAUACGACAUAAUUCUUUAAUGGUAUAUGUGCACGAGGAGUUAAUCGUUUUGUCCGAGGGAUGAUUAGCAAAGGAUGUAUUUGCUACAUGUUAAGAGUUAAUGAGAGGAUGAUCUUUUCAUAUGAUUUUUUGUUUAUGUGCAAGAUUGUACCACCCAACAUCAAAGAAUAAAUGUUACGUUUCUAUCAGAUUGCUGUAAUAACAGAAAUACGAAAACAGAAAUUGUUUGUAUUUGUAAUAUUUUACAAAACCUAUACUAACUUUGGCACCCUAGAUGACUGUAAACUAUAUUUUUCUAUGAUGCACAGCCAACUUUCAUAUCUUAGGGGAGGGGUACCCAAAGGUAGAUCCCCAGAUGCUUCCAUGAUGCUUUGUCAUAGUAAAGGCAUUCCAAAAGCAUGCAAAGCAUCAAGGGAGCUGUGGUUCUACAACAUCGGGGGAUCUACCUUUUGGGCGCUCCUGCUUUAGGGGUUAACUGCAUGUCCAUGCAGCCUUAUUUUAUAAAAGUGACAAUUUCAAGAGAAAUCAGCAGUUUUAUAAGUUCCAUUGGUUUCCUGGCUCCUUCACGUUUUGUUUAAGGAUUGCUGUGAUUGUCCGGCACACACCUUGUAUCCCAAUACUUUUCUAUAAGAAGCAUCUGAUUGGCGACACGUCAUCAGUACUGGAGCAGUCCUGCGCUGUAAUAAAGAUGAGUUCAAUUGUUUUCUUAUCCUGUGUCUGCUUAAAUGGGGAGCCUGUAAUCUAAAGGAACACUCCAUUUAAAAAAACAAACAAACAUAUAUUUUUUUAAUUGGAGUGUGCCUUUCAUGUAUGUGUUCCAUUUACAUUGUAUUUACUCAGAGUGUUCACAUUUGCCUCCUAUAUGUUCUACCUGAUACACCAUACAGUCUUAUAAUACCGUGUUUAAUUACAGGCUUUGAAUUUGCUGCAUAUAAGAUUCAAACAUGAAAGUCCUGGCUUUGGUCGUCGUCAUUAUGGCCAUCAGCGGCAUGGAAGGUAAAAAGGCACCCUUUUGUUUAAAAAAAAAAAAAAAAAGUUUAAAGGAACGCUCCAAGUGCCAUAAUCCUUGCAGUCCUCUGUAUUAGUUAUAGUGUCAGUGAUGUUUUAGGGCCCUUCCAGUGUUAGAAUGGAGUGACAACUUACCUGGGGUCUGACUCCUUAUUGUGCUCCUGUUUCCAGGGACAGUUUGGCUACUUACCUUGAAGGGAACUCCUGGCACCAUAACCACUACAAGGAUCUGUAAAGAUUAUGAUCUUUAAAGUGUCCCUUAAAAAAAACUAAAAUCAUCAUCUUACACUGAUACUUUAUCUGUACAGCAGCCGCUUCUCCCACUAUGAGCCCAUCAAAUAUGAUGAUCUCUGGUCCAAUACAAUGCUAAACACCAAGGACCUAAUGUGUCAACUUCUGCAUGGAGAGUCUCUUUAAUGACAUCGGCUUUCUAUAGGAAAAUAUUAUUAGCACUGACUGUCUUGCUGAAACAUGGAUUUAAGCCCAUUAUUUUAUUUUUUUAAGUUUACUGCAUGAUAUCAUAAAUUAGAUAAAGUGAGUGGUCUCGAUUUCAUGUCAUACAACAAUGAAAAUAUAAAAGUAAACAAUAACGUCUCACAUAAAACAUCAUCGUUGUUACAACUAAUAUAUAGAUGUUUUUUAACAUUUUUUUUUUCCCCAUCUGCAGCUGGUUUGGUGAAGAGGGAAGCUCCAGCUAUCCCUAACCUAGACGAAAUUGCCGAACAAUUGAAAACCUUUGCAGAAACCUUCAAAGACAAAGUUCAGGAAUUUGUAUCCAAGAUCCAUAGCCCUGAGGUCCAAUCUCAAUACCAGUAAGUUUCAAAUUAAAUCAAAUGUUCCAUCUAAAAUGUAUGUCGAACCUUGUGGACCAAAGAAAGAGUUAGGAUUUAUCUUGUUAACUCCAAGAACCAUAACCACUACAGCUUAUUAUAUUAAUUAUGGCACCAAUCAGCUAUUUGUGCUGGCCAUUUCAAUCAGUUUGACAAAGAAAACAAGGAAAUCCCGUGCCCCUAAGGCUUCCCCUUACCUUGGGACAUCAAAAUGAGGAGAUGUGAUUAAUCGUUAGCCAUCCAAACUCUUGUACUUUAUAAGAACACACAUUAUUACAAGUACAAUUCUGGCUAUAUAAUUAUUCACAUGUGGUUUUGUACCAUGCCAUGGGGACACCAAAAUUAACAUAACCAUGAAGAGGGGAUAUAGAAAGUAAAACAGUUAUGAAUCACGGGAAGCAGAAUAAAGGCGCACACACCGUUACCAGUACAACUAGUUGUGCAAGUUAUGGUGCAUAGUUUGUCCCUUUAAUUAAACUAUUGCCAUUGUUUAUUGUAUUUGGUGUCUAUCUAAAAGGAUUACAUCAGAAGAGAAUUCUAAGUAUUGUGGUGUGGAGUGUUGAUUUCACUGCAAAUCUUUGGGUUCUAUGUUUUUCAUCCAAUCACAAAUCAGACUUUCUCAGGAGAAGCUGAUUCCACAGAUGUAACACACAUACACGUAUUUUAUAUUAAUUAUCAGUAUAAUUAAAAGAAGGAAUUCAAAAUGCCCCUUUAAGAAUGAAACGGAUAAUCGGAUGGAUCUGAUAAGAUCUACAAAUGCUUAUACAUAGACCAGUGAUGUACCUCGACAUUGCAACCUAAAGGGAUUGCUGAGAAUUAUGGGAAAUAUAGUUCAGAGACAUCUGCAUGACCAAGGUUACCCAUGAAAGAAACAUAACCAAUUUAUAACAAUGAUUUCUUUGUUCCUUACAGACAAUACCUGGAACAAUCAAGAGCCCAUGUGGAACCUGUCAAAGCCCAGGUGGAAAAUUGGUUUACUGAAUUACUUGCCAAAAUCAAAAAUAGUGCUUAAACUGUAUCCAGUAUCCAGAAAUGAUCCUUUGACUUCUCAAAAACCUCUAGAAUAAUUUUACAUCAAAGUUCUCUUUCCUUAACUGUAUUUCUGUUUAUCUAUUCUUUGUUGUGAUUACAUUUUUGUAUAACAAACUUGGACAUUGGCUUCUUUUUUCAUUUGUAAUCUUGCAUGCUCGUAUCUGAGUCCUGUACCAGUCUUGAAAGUUCACGCAAAUGCAUGUUGGUCUUCACAUAUAAAAU